Molecule: messenger RNA, 1428 nt
Organism: Caenorhabditis elegans
Lineage: Eukaryota; Metazoa; Nematoda; Chromadorea; Rhabditida; Rhabditidae
Gene: F42A10.5
Product: Protein CDV3 homolog
Exons: 3
Coding region: 30-848 (272 amino acids)
Source: RefSeq, marked reviewed
UUCCGACUCGCUUUUCACAACAACACAAAAUGAGUGACGAUUUGAGCGCUUUCUUUGCUAAAAAGAAAGACAAGAAAAAGAAGUCCGCCGUUAAAAUCGAAGAAGUCGGUCAAGCACUCGAACGAAGAGCCAAGCGUCAAGAGGAGUAUGAGCAAGAGUCGGAGGAUGUUUCUGAAAAGCGGGUAGAAGAGGAGAAGGCCGUGAAUCCUAACGAAGAAAGUGAAUGGAUUGAAUACGGAGAAAGUCAAGGAAGACUAGAUGGUCUGAAAAUCAAAGAUAUGGGUCUUGAAAGUGAACAAGAUCAAGUAAAUAACGAAGAACCAGAAGAUCGCGAGGUUCAUGAGACAAAGACUUGGGGACAAGUUAGCAGUGAAAAGAAAGCGACGGAGGAGCCGGAACAAGCUGUGACGAUCAGUGACAAAGCAAUGGCUGCCGCUUACAAGCCACCUGCAAUGAGAAGACCAGGAGCUCCGUACAGACCAAGAGCUGCUGCUGCAAAUCUGGAUAUGGGUAGUGACGCUGCCUUCCCAUCAUUAGCGGAUGCAAGCAAAAUUGAGAAGAAUAAGAAAGAGGAGAGCAAAUCACCAGGAGGUUGGGUAAAAGCUGGAUCCGGUGGAGCUUGGCCAGGAAGUUCGGGCCCAUCUUCAAGUGGGUCUUCAAGAUCGUAUCCGACAACUGCUGGAAGUGGACGUGAUAGUGCUCUUGCAGCUCUCAAGAUGAUGAGCGCCGCCAAUCCAGCUCCAGCGCGUAACGAGCCAGCACCAGCCCCUGCAGCUGCUGCUCCAGCAUCUUCGGGAGCUGCCAAGGCUGGAUCGUACGUUCCUCCACAUUUGAGGAAAAAUCAAUAAUAGGCCCAACUAUUUUCUUAUUCUUCUGUUUUCUGUGUUCCCAUUUCCUUAUUCAUUGUUUUUCUUUAUUCUAUAAUAUCCUUUUUUUGGUUAGUAUUCUCAUAAUUUAGUACAUUAUUAAUUUCGUCCCUAUCAACUUGUUAUGUCCCAAAUUUCUCUUAUCAUUUCGUGCUUAAACGCACUUCACUCUUUAUUGUUGCUCUACCAAUUCUUGAACGACCCACAAUACCCCGUGAAAUUUAUAGGGUAGUUGACAGCGGACGGUGUGGUUUGAGAAUUCACGUGAAUCGAAUUUUGGUAUCUUUUUUCGAAAUCUUAUGCAUUUCGAAGGUCGUCUCCUAUUUUCGGUGUCACGCCAAAAAUCUCAAAUCCGCCUGUUUCGCGUGUCGUCGGUUACGGUUUCAACGAAAGAAAGUUUCAAAAUGUUUUCCCCAUGAGCACUUUGCUCUUUUUCUACUUGUGCUAUUUAUACAAGUGCUCUAUCAUAUUCUCUUUGCCCAAUUCCCUUUCGGAUUCAAUCAUGGUGUCUUUUUCUUUCGUUUCCCUUUUUUCUUUUUCAUAUAAACGUUUAUACAUUCCC